UCGUAUCGGUGUAGUAAUAACGGAUACAUUUGACGUCACGUGGAGUCAAUUAUAUUCUUACUAUCGCAGUACGAAUGAAGUGGAUGUAUAUAUGUAACCACGUGCUCAAAAAAAAAUAUUCCCUACCACUGUUACCAGCCAUUAAGAAAUCCCUGACGGGCAACGUGUAUCAGCAUCGGUUUCCCCUGCCACCACCCUUCCCCACGCGACCACGUCCAGCCAGCCGGCCGACCUCGUCCAGCUUCUUCCUCCGUUUCCAUCCGCGCCGCGGUCAGACCCCAACAACUGCUCAACACGCCCGUCCGUCACCGGGUCGUUUCAACACCGUACCGGCCCUCCCUCCCCCCCGCGUGCGUCAUCGUCUUCCCCUCGCGGCGUCUUCCCGGUUCCCAAUCCGUUCCUCUUUAUAAGGCGGCCACCGUCACUGGGAUGCUCACAGCUCCGCAACUGCAACCAUCGCUUUCAUUCGCCACAGCCGCAUCGCAGCGCAGCCAUGGCUCUUCUUCAAGCCGCAUUCCUUCUCGUGCUUCUUCUCUCAGCUUCGUCUUCGGCUGCCGGCUCCUCCGCCGCCGCCGCAGCGAUGGACGCCCCCGCCGCGUCGUGCUCGGGCGCGGGCACCUUCUCGGCCGGCGGCGCGUUCGAGGGGAACCUCCACCGCCUCACGUCCCUCCUCGAGGCCAAGGCCCCCGCCGUCGGGUUCGAGAUCGGCACAGUCGGUGAACGCGGAGACCGCGUGCACGGCCUCGCGCUCUGCCGCGGCGACGUGGCGCGGGCGGCGUGCGCCGAGUGCGUCCGCGCCGCGGCGUCGCACGCCCGCCGCGUGUGCGCGUCCAGGACGGACGCCGUCGUGUGGCUCGACGCCUGCACGCUCCGCUACUCGGCGAGGCUCUUCUUCGGCGAGGUCGACCGCGACCACCGCGCCUUCGCGCCCGACACAACCAUCGCGCUCCGGGCCGCGGCGGAGAGGUCGGCCGAGCUCGACCGGGAUGUCGCUGGCGUGCUGAGGCGGCUGACCAGGACGACGUACCUCUCCCCGCUGCUGUUCGCCGCCGAGGAGGCCCGGACAUCGGCAUCGACGGCGGCGGGCGCCGGGCCGCGAAGGCUUCGCGCGAUGGCGCAGUGCACCAAGGACCUCUCCGGCGGGGACUGCAAGGCCUGCCUGGAGGCCGCCAUUGGGCAGCUGGUGGCGAGGGGGUGCUCGCCGGAGGGCGGCAGGGUGCUGGGCGGAAGCUGCAGCCUCAGAUACGAGCUGUCCCCGGUCUUUGAUUCCUAAUAAGAUAAGAUAGCUACUGUUACUAACCAACCUGCAUCGGUGGUUUGCACUUGUAAAUUGUAAGGUGUCAGAUCGUUGUGACGUUGUGCAUAGUCAAGAUUCCAAGGGAAUCAAAUACAAACAGAAGUGAUAUGUUCCUAUCAGGUUCUCCAUAA
Molecule: messenger RNA, 1428 nt
Organism: Setaria italica (foxtail millet)
Lineage: Eukaryota; Viridiplantae; Streptophyta; Magnoliopsida; Poales; Poaceae
Product: cysteine-rich repeat secretory protein 38
Exons: 1
Coding region: 494-1273 (259 amino acids)
Source: RefSeq, a predicted model, not a curated record